Mucor velutinosus is the source of this 612-nucleotide messenger RNA. RefSeq lists its product as uncharacterized. NCBI's taxonomy places the organism in Eukaryota, Fungi, Mucoromycota, Mucoromycetes, Mucorales, Mucoraceae. The record is from RefSeq and is a predicted model, not a curated record. The transcript has a single exon. The coding region runs from base 1 to 612 and encodes 203 amino acids.
AUGAUAGCAGACUUUAUUAACUAUAUCCCUGAUACAACCAUUGAGGAGGUUGAUGAAAGUUCCUCGGAUGGAAUGGAUUUAGAGUACACUGCAAAAGAAUAUGGCGAAGUAAUCAUGUUGGCGGAUGCAUUUACUACUACUAUUGAUUAUGGACCAUAUACGGUCAUUCGUAGAAAUCAAGGCGGGUCAUACGAGUUAAAGGAUGAAAUGAAUGAGAUUCUUCAUUGCAACUAUGUACCAUCCGAGGUAAAGGUGGUGAACAUAGAUAAGAAGGUCAUUGAUCAUGAGUAUUUCGAAAUUGAGGCGAUUCGAGAUCAUAGGGGCAAAGCAGCGAAUCGUGAGUAUCUCAUCAAAUGGAAGGGCUAUGGUGAACGCAUGUGUUCGUGGAUAACUGCAGAAGAUGUAUCGGAUUCCCAUAUCUUGCAAAGGUAUUGGCAAAAGCAUAUGCAGCUGCAGAAGCAAGAAGAAGGGCGCAUCCGAGAGCGAGUGGCUCAAAUGCCAAGUAAGCAACAGAGGAAACGUGCUGCCAUUGGGGAAGCAGAUCAGGCGGGGGCUCCUCAAUCUCCAGCAAAGCGGCGCCGGGCCACGUAUGUUAGGGAGAAGACAGGGUAA